Molecule: messenger RNA, 1982 nt
Organism: Durio zibethinus
Lineage: Eukaryota; Viridiplantae; Streptophyta; Magnoliopsida; Malvales; Malvaceae
Product: putative kinase-like protein TMKL1
Biological process (GO): protein phosphorylation
Molecular function (GO): protein kinase activity; ATP binding
Source: RefSeq, a predicted model, not a curated record
CAAGGAAUAGAAAUAAGUAUUGUAAAAAAAGAUUAGAGAAAAGCGAAAAAUCAUUUGAAGGGAACGGUAAAAUUUUGAAUUUCAACGAUGGCAUAUAGGGGCAGACCGGGCAAUUGAGCCGAUUUUACAACAACAGUGAUAACAAAAUGGGUCAAACAAGAUAGUGAAGCUUCACAUGGCAGAUGUUCUCUCUUCUUCCUCCAAUUUUUGACUUUGCUGAGUGCUGAUGCAUUAGCUCUUCUCUCUCUCUCCUUUCUGUUUUCUCAAUCUAAAUCAGGUCUUUUAGUUAAAAUUUUUGUCCUCAGAAACAGUUCCCUGGAAUCUUCGGUUCCACCCCUCACCCCACACAAAACACAAAGUUCAAAUCUAUCUAUACCUUCUUGUCUUCUAUAUCCAACCUGUCUCUAACAAAAGUAAUUUGCACUGAAAACUUGGAUCUUCAUUCUCUAACAAGCUGCAAACUUUCUUUGUGGAAACCAUAAAAGAAUCGAAAUUUUGAUGAAAUGAAAAACACCCACAUGUUAAAACUAGUUCUUGCAUUAUCUUCAGCAGCUUUCUUGUUCAUCCUCCUACUUUUCAUUUUCUUUUACCGCAAGAGGUCAGCAAGAAAUGACCAGCUGGAUGACAUAGAAAGCAAAGAGCAGAAGCAUGAAGAUGAGUCAGAAAUAGAGGACUUGAUCACUUUUACCGGUGAACAAGACCUCACCAUCUGUGACAUUCUCGAUGCCCCUGGUGAAGUGAUUGGGAAAUCCAACUAUGGAACCUUGUACAAGGCCUUGUUGCAGAAGAGCAACAUGGUCAGAUUGCUUCGUUUUUUGAGGCCAGUGUGUGCCUUGAAAGGUGGAGAGUUUGGUGAUGUGGUUCAGCUGUUGGGCUGCAUUAGACAUCCCAAUUUGGUGCCUCUUUUGGGAUUUUAUGCUGGGCCUAGAGGAGAGAAGCUUCUUGUUCAUCCUUUUUAUAGACAUGGGAAUCUGGCUCAGUUAAUCAGAGAUGGAAAUGGGGAGUCUCAUAAGUGGACUGUAAUUUAUAGGAUUUCCAUUGGAAUGGCCAGAGGAUUAAAUCAUCUGCACACAGGAUUGCAAAAGCCAAUAGUCCAUGGAAAUCUUAAGUCUAAGAACAUACUUUUGGAUCUCAAUUACCAGCCAUAUCUCUCGGAUUUUGGCCUAUAUCUACUCUUGAAUCCUACCUCUGGCCAAGAAAUGCUUGAAGCUUCAGCAACUGAGGGCUAUAAAGCUCCUGAGCUCAUCAAAUUGAGGGAUGCAAGUGAAGAAACUGAUAUAUACAGCCUUGGGGUGAUCUUUCUUGAACUACUUUCAGGAAAGGAACCAAUAAAUGAAAAGCCAACACCUGAUGAGGAUUUUUAUCUGCCAAACUUUAUGCGAAAUGCAGUUCUUGAUCAUAGAAUUAGUGAUAUGUAUCAUCCAGACAUACUUCUGAGGAACAGUAAUGAUCAGGGAAAUCCGGUUACUGAAGAAUCCAUUCUUAAAUUCUUUCAGCUUGCCAUGGCUUGUUGUUCUCCUUGUCCUUCUCUUAGACCCAAUAGCAGACAAGUACUUUUGAAGCUUGAAGAAAUUGGAAAGUAAGAGACACAAAGGCACAUAAACUUGAAGCAAAUGUUAUGUCACCCCUAGUAUCGGGAUAGUUGGAUCUCUAUGGAUUUUUGGCUAACUUCCCUUAAUCAUCAAGUGAAGAUAUUUCAGCUUGUAGAAGUGAUGCCUGGAGCUACAGAAAUAUUGGAAUGAAGGUAGGUGCUCGUCAAUUACUACAGGUGAUUUCUGGUCAGUCCCCAUGCUCUGCAGGUCAGUUUCCAACCUUUCCAAGAAUGAUGGUUGGCAUAAAUUUUUAAUCCCAUCAUGUUUGGUGGCUUGUUCAUUCUUUGGACACCUACAGGAUUGUCAUUGUGAUAGUUGAUCAGAUUUUCUCUGUUUUUUUUUUUUCUUUAAUAUAUGUUCUCAUUGAUAAACUCAUAUUUCAAUUGUAUA